UAGCCAGUCUCUGUGCUUCCCCCACAAGCCCCAGACAGCGUGAAGAGAGAGGAGAAUCAGCAGAGGAACAGCAUGCCGGCGUACAGCACCAACAUGAGGCUUAAGUUCCCCAUUCUGGCCUUGAUUCUGGAAAUCAUCACCAUUGUCCUGUACGCCCUGUUUGUGGUUUACGACACCGGGGAUGACAAAGGACAUGGGGAUCAUCACGAAAAAAGCAAUCAAACUGAAAGUCCAAUGACUCUUUAUCCCAUGUUUCAGGAUGUACACGUGAUGAUCUUCAUUGGCUUUGGCUUCUUGAUGACCUUUUUGAAGAGAUAUGGCUUCACCAGUGUGGGCGUCAACCUGUUGCUGGCUGCCUUCGGCUUGCAGUGGGGUCUCCUCCUCCAGAACGUCUGGCACAUGCAUGGUGGAAAAAUAAGAGUCAGCAUUGAUAGGAUGAUUAAUGCAGACUUCAGCACAGCAACAGUUCUGAUCUCAUUUGGAGCAGUUUUGGGAAAAACCAGCCCCGUCCAGCUCCUCAUCAUGACCCUACUGGAGAUCACAACCUUCUGCAUUAAUGAGCAUUUGGUGGUGGAAAUACUUGGGGUUUCUGACGUUGGUGCCUCCAUGACCAUCCAUGCUUUUGGGGCUUACUUUGGAUUAUCGGUGGCUCGUGUUCUCUAUAGGCCUGGUCUGCGUAAUGGCCAUGAAAAUGAUGGAUCAGUCUACCACUCAGACUUGUUUGCAAUGAUCGGCACAGUCUACCUGUGGAUGUUCUGGCCCAGCUUUAAUUCAGCUAUCGCAACACCUGGUGAUCACCAGUUAAGAGCUGUUGUCAACACAUAUUUCUCCUUGGCUGCUUGUGCUCUCGCUGCCUAUGCUACUUCCAGUCUGGUGGAGAAGAAGGGGAAACUUGACAUGGUUCACAUUCAGAAUGCCACUCUGGCCGGAGGUGUCGCUGUGGGCACCUGCGCUGACAUGGACAUCCAGCCAUUUGGAGCCAUGCUGAUUGGAAUCACUGCCGGCAUCAUCUCCACAGUUGGCUUCAAGUUCCUCACUCCCAUACUCGCCUCUAAACUUGGCAUCCAAGACACCUGUGGUGUGCAUAACCUUCAUGGCAUGCCGGGCAUCCUGGGAGGCGUUGCUGGCAUUUUGGCGGCAGCACUGAAUAGGAAAGAAGGUGUCUCAGCAACUUAUCAGGCAGCUGGGUUGGCAUCAUCUCUGGGGUUUGCUUUGGUUGGUGGAUUGAUCACAGGUCUAAUUAUGAAGAUUCCAUUUUUGGGACAGCCACCCGACCAAAACUGCUUUGAUGACUCAAUCUACUGGGAGGUACCUGAGGAAGAGGAGGAAACUGAAGAGCGUUUGACUCAUGGUGAUUAUUCCAAGAACAAAGCAGAGGCUUGAAGAUUUACUUCAAACCAGCUUUCCAAAACAAGUGACCCGGUCCAAUAAGCAACUCAGGAGCAUUUCUGCUAUCAGCAUCUACACCACUUCUAAACAAUGAACCUUGGCAUCUGUUCAUUUUAAAAUAGGUGUUUUUCUAAAUAUGUGUAGCUAAAUAUGAAAAACUUAAGUCAUGUUAUUAAUGAAAAUGAUGGUAAACAUUUUAGGAUUAGGUAUUAUAUAACUAAAUGUAAGGAGGUUAAGAGUGUUUAAACAAAAGUUAAAGGGAUAGUUCAGUCAAAAAUGAAAAUUUCCUCACACAUUACCUUCUUCUGUUAAACACAAACCAAGAUACUUGAGAAUGUUGGGGGAACAACAGCUAAAAAUAUUUAGAAAAGUACUUAAAAAUACUUUUAAUGCUUUUUUUCCCAACAUUUUUUCAAAAUAUCUUGUUUAGCUUUUAUCAGAAGAAACUUAAACAGGUUUGGAGACACCUGAGGGUGAGGAAAUGGUGAGUAAAUUUUCAUUUUUCUGCGUAAACCAUUCUUUUACUUUAAUGUAGGUCAGUUAUCAUUGUCAUCUGCUGAACAGACACUGACUUACUGACUAGUUGCUCACUGUAAUGUGCCAAAAAUCUGAGCCAGUGUGAGACUUCCUAAGUGUCCUUUAUCAGAGUAGUUCAUUUAGAAUUGAAUAAGCUUUUUUUACAAACCCAGCUUUCAUAAUUUCAUAAUGUUUUUAUUUUUUACAAGUAUGCCUAUUAGUCUACAUUGAAAGCGAGAUCUUCUUGUAACAAUAAUUUUUACUUAUUAUUGUGAUAACCUUUUAUCCAAUGAUAUAUGAAGUAUUUGUAACUGUUGUAUCCUUAAAAACUAACAAAUAUAAUGUUGCCUUUUAUAUUUUCACACAGUACUCAAACUUUAAAAUGCGCUCAGGUGAAUACAGUGGCCCCAAGAAGAAAGAAAAAGAAACAACAUAUAAACAGUGGCAAAUCUGUAAGAGAAAUAUAACUAUCCAUGCCUAGAAGACUUUUGUGGAAUUAAUUUUAAGGAAAUGCUCAAGCAGGUUUUGUUUUUACUGUGAUUUGGGUCGAAAUACUUGUCCAAAAGUGUUUUUUGGGGGGGUCACUGUACUAUAUAUCUUUGAAGCUUUAUCUUUUUGUCAGGAUUAUUGUACAUGUAAGAUGCCAUACAAGAACUUUACAAACAGUAUGUGACCCUGGAGCCCAAAAUCAGUCUUAAGUUGCAUGUAUAUUUGUAGGAAUAGCCGAAAAAUAAAUUAUACCCUUUUUAUUUUAUGGCAAAAAUCUUUCAAAUAUUAUUAUGUGUCAUGAAGACAUUUUGUAAAUUUUUGACUGUAAAUAUUUCAAAACAUAAUUUCUGAUUAGGAAUAUGCAUUGUUAUGAACUUAAUUUGGACAACUUUAAAAGCAAUCUCAAUGUUUAGAUUUUUUUAAACCCGCAGAUUUGAGAUUUUCAAAUAGUUGAAUCUGAGUCAAAUAUUGUCCUACUUCAACUCAUGACUGGUUAUUUGGUCCAGGGUCACAAAUGAACUCUUUUACAGCUUUUGCUGAACCUUCUGCACACAGUAUUAAUAAGCAGACGUGAUCGGAUAGUCACUGCUUGUAUUUAGUAAGUCUACCAAAUGCUAUUGUUGUGAAAUCAUUGUAGACCAUCUUACUGCAAGCUGAUUUACUGAUUCAAAUUUUGUCUUUGAAUGUGUUCCCACAUGUCCCACUCCCAAACCUCAUCACUUAAUUGAAUUUGAAAAGUUUGUGAAUGUAUUAAACUUUUACUGUCAUUUAUAAAAA
Molecule: messenger RNA, 3171 nt
Organism: Danio aesculapii
Lineage: Eukaryota; Metazoa; Chordata; Actinopteri; Cypriniformes; Danionidae
Gene: rhag
Product: Rh associated glycoprotein
Exons: 10
Coding region: 73-1383 (436 amino acids)
Biological process (GO): ammonium transmembrane transport; ammonium homeostasis
Cellular component (GO): plasma membrane
Molecular function (GO): ammonium channel activity
Source: RefSeq, a predicted model, not a curated record